Messenger RNA from Antrostomus carolinensis (chuck-will's-widow), 1088 nucleotides. Its product is annotated as delta-type opioid receptor. The transcript is spliced from 4 exons. The record is from RefSeq and is a predicted model, not a curated record. Gene Ontology annotation, biological process: neuropeptide signaling pathway; G protein-coupled opioid receptor signaling pathway. Bases 160 to 1059 code for a protein of 299 amino acids. NCBI's taxonomy places the organism in Eukaryota, Metazoa, Chordata, Aves, Caprimulgiformes, Caprimulgidae. Gene Ontology annotation, cellular component: neuron projection; plasma membrane. Gene Ontology annotation, molecular function: neuropeptide binding; G protein-coupled enkephalin receptor activity.
UGGGGCAACGGCACCGCCUGGGCCCCCCUGCCCGGCCACGGGGCCAACGAGACGGGGCCGCAGCGGGCCAAGAACGUCACCUCCAUCCUCAUCGCCAUCGUCAUCACCGCGCUCUACUCCGUGGUGUGUGUGGUGGGGCUGCUGGGCAACGUCCUGGUCAUGUACGGCAUCGUCAGGUACACCAAGAUGAAGACAGCCACCAACAUCUACAUCUUCAACCUGGCCCUGGCAGAUGCACUGGCCACCAGCACGCUGCCCUUCCAAAGUGCCAAGUACCUGAUGGAGACCUGGCCCUUUGGGGAGCUGCUCUGCAAAAUCGUGCUCUCCAUUGACUACUACAACAUGUUCACCAGUAUCUUCACCCUCACCAUGAUGAGCGUGGACCGCUACGUCGCCGUGUGCCACCCGGUUAAGGCCCUGGACUUCCGCACACCAGCCAAGGCCAAGAUCAUCAAUGUCUGCAUCUGGGUGCUCUCCUCCCUCAUUGGGGUGCCCAUCAUGGCCAUGGCGGUCACCAAGUCAAAAGAUGGGAUGGUGCUCUGCACACUCCAGUUUCCUGAUCCUCCCAUCUAUUGGGACACCGUGACCAAGAUCUGUGUCUUCAUCUUUGCCUUCAUGGUGCCCAUCUUGGUCAUCACCAUCUGUUAUGGGUUGAUGAUCCUUCGCCUGAAGAGCGUCCGCCUCCUCUCAGGCUCCAAGGAGAAAGACCGCAACUUGCGGCGCAUCACACGCAUGGUGCUGGUGGUGGUGGCAGCUUUCAUCAUCUGCUGGACGCCCAUCCACAUCUUUGUCAUCGUCUGGACGCUGGUGGACAUAGAUAAGAAGAAUCCCUACGUGGUGGCCAGCUUGCAUUUCUGCAUCGCCCUGGGUUACACCAACAGCAGCCUCAACCCCGUCCUUUACGCUUUCCUGGAUGAGAAUUUCAAGAGGUGUUUCCGGGAGUUCUGCCUGCCCUUCCGAGCCCGCGUGGACCAGAACAGCUUCUCCCGCGCCAGAAACACCACGCGGGAGCACGUCUCCACCUGCACCCCUUCUGAAGCCCACAACAAGCCGGCAUGACUAGACGUGGGCAGCCUCCAGCGAGGCUG